UGGAUUGAUUCUUUCGCAGAUCUCGUAAAUGACGCCUUUGGUUACCAAUUCUCAUCGCACACACGCCACAUUCAGAAAAGUUAUGGGAAAGAAAUUGAUUGUUUGGGUGACUUGCAUCAUAGCCGCCGUGGUCAUACUCAAGGGCUACUCAAUCGGGAAUUUCACACUCCUAAUAGGGACUGAAUGUCCGCAAGUUCUUUCCCCGAAUGAAGCACUGAAGUUUCACAUACCUUUGGGAUCCUGGGCCGGAUUUCUCGUACGAUCCGGGAAGAUCAGAGACAACCGAGACGGGAAGUUGGUGCAGAACUACAAUCUGGAACAUCCGGAGAUCUCCGACUUCUCGGAGCACAAACAGUCAACGGCACUGGUAAAAAUCUUCGGCGGAAAGAAAGGAGGAACAUACUUUGAAGUGGGAGCAUUUGAUGGAGAAUUCUUCGCGAAUUCAUUGAUGCUGGAACGUGAAUACGGCUGGACAGGAAUACUGGUUGAGCCGGUGAAGCCCUUCUUCGAAUCCGUCAUUCGGAAAGGCAGGAGAGCCGCCAUUUUGAACUCAUGCGUCAGCUCCACACCUCAGUUCGAAGUGAUUUAUGUGAAAACACCAGAAAAUGGAACACUCCACCAGCAGAGCAUGAGUGCCAAAGACGGCACUCUGCCAGUCGGUGGAUCUGGCUUACACAAUGUUCCUGUGGAGUGCUACCCCCUCUACGACAUUCUCGUGGCUUGUAAUUCAACCAAGUUGGACGCUUUGUUCCUGGAUGUACAAGGACCAGAGUAUGACAUUUUGACCACAGUUCCAUGGGAAUAUGUGGACAUACAGCUUGAGAAACUCAACUAA
This is a messenger RNA of Notodromas monacha, 835 nucleotides long. Lineage: Eukaryota; Metazoa; Arthropoda; Ostracoda; Podocopida; Cyprididae. The record is from the annotation of a GenBank genome assembly.